Molecule: messenger RNA, 810 nt
Organism: Oryzias latipes (Japanese medaka)
Lineage: Eukaryota; Metazoa; Chordata; Actinopteri; Beloniformes; Adrianichthyidae
Gene: myl9b
Product: myosin, light chain 9b, regulatory
Molecular function (GO): calcium ion binding
Source: RefSeq, a predicted model, not a curated record
AGGGGAGGGGCCCGCUGGGAGCCUGAUUCUUGAGGCAAACUUUCCAGUAGCCUUGCCUGCCUUCCCUUCCAGAGCUGACGGACAACAGGAGACAGAAGGACUCCCUAACUCAAACUCCUGCCUGAAACCAAGAUCUACAACCAGACGCAACCAUGUCCAGCAAACGCGCCAAGGGAAAGACCACCAAAAAGCGUCCCCAGAGGGCCACCUCCAACGUCUUUGCCAUGUUCGACCAGUCCCAGAUCCAGGAGUUCAAAGAGGCCUUCAACAUGAUUGACCAGAACAGAGACGGCUUCAUCGAUAAGGAGGAUCUGCAUGACAUGCUGGCCUCUCUGGGUAAGAACCCCUCUGAUGAAUACCUGGAGGGAAUGAUGAGUGAAGCACCGGGACCCAUCAACUUCACCAUGUUCCUCACAAUGUUCGGGGAGAGGCUGAACGGGACAGACCCAGAGGACGUCAUCCGCAACGCCUUUGCCUGCUUUGACGAGGAAGGAUCAGGCGUGAUCCACGAGGACCACUUGAGAGAGCUGCUGACCACGAUGGGCGAUCGCUUCACAGAUGAAGAGGUGGACGAGCUGUUUCGGGAGGCACCUAUCGAUAAAAAGGGAAAUUUCAAUUACGCCGAGUUCACCCGCAUCCUCAAACACGGAGCCAAAGACAAGGAUGACGAGUAGAGGAGGAAGACGACUCCCCUGCAUCUCCUUGCACACCACGGAUGAUCCCCAAUUUCUGUUCCAACGCCUCAAAUGAGCAAAGAAUUGGCAGGUGUCCCAAAAGUUAAAAAACAAAAACAAACUAAUAAUGUAAAAA